Molecule: messenger RNA, 7702 nt
Organism: Pelobates fuscus (common spadefoot toad)
Lineage: Eukaryota; Metazoa; Chordata; Amphibia; Anura; Pelobatidae
Gene: NCAN
Product: neurocan
Exons: 15
Coding region: 353-5197 (1614 amino acids)
Biological process (GO): positive regulation of neuroblast proliferation; cell adhesion; central nervous system development
Cellular component (GO): perineuronal net; synapse
Molecular function (GO): calcium ion binding; hyaluronic acid binding
Source: RefSeq, a predicted model, not a curated record
AAGACUAGAGAGCAGAAUCUCCCUCUCUUAUCCUAUUGAUCAUUGCUGAUGGCUCAGAGAGGGCAGGCUCGGGGGUCUGGAGAGAAAAGAUCCUGACCUUAGCCAUUCCCCAGACUGCAGAUCACCAAGGCAAUGAUACAGUGUAUCUGUAUCCUAUUCACACCCUUCCUGCAGUAUCUCACAUUCAUAGCACCUCAAUAGAUGUGGCUGCCUAGUGUACCUCUUAUGCUGCUACACAAAUCAGCUCGUUAUUCUUUUUAUUACCCCUAGUGCUACCCAACAUACAUUGACUUACAGCUGCAUCCUGGGGGGAGAUUUUAUAUUUCAAUGAAUUCCUGAAGACUUUUAAAAAAUGGACUUACAGCAUGCUUGCAGGUUUCUGGCGCUCGGGCUCUGGCUUCUCAUCUCGGGGAGUAUCAACAUAGGCACUGAAGGAACUGAAGAAAAUGUGAAGCUCCUACGUAUCCACCGACACCACCUAGGGACUGUAAAAGGUGGGCUAGCCCAGUCUGUAGUUCUCCCUUGCCUUUUUCUUCUACGUACGUCUCAGUCCCAGCAAGGCGCAAAUACAACAAAUGAGUCGCCACGCAUUAAGUGGAGUCGUAUCCAGCCUGGGCCAGAACAGAAAAAAUUGGCUGUGUUGGUGGCUCGUGAGAAUGUCGUGAAAGUUGCUCGUGGCUAUGAGGGAAGGGUUUCAUUGCCUGGAUAUGCUCAUAAUCGCUACAAUGCCACCCUAGUCUUGUCCUCUGCCCGUUCCAGUGACUCAGGAGUGUACCAUUGUGAGGUGGUCCUAGGGAUAGAAGAUGAACAGGAUACUGUGCAGUUGGAAGUGACUGGUCUAGUGUUCCAUUACCGGGCAGCCAGUAACCGCUACGCUUUGACAUACCCAGAGGCCGUGCUGUCUUGCCAAGAGAACUCUGCUGUGAUUGCCUCCCCGGAUCAACUGCAGGCCGCGUUUGAAGAUGGCUUGGACAAUUGUGAUGCUGGCUGGCUUUCUGAUCGAUCCGUAAGGUACCCAAUCAAAACCCCCAGGCCUGGUUGCUAUGGAGAUAGAAAUAACCUUCCUGGUGUAAGGACUUACGGAGAACGAGACCCACAGGAGAACUAUGAUGUAUAUUGUUAUACUGAAGAUUCCCAAGGAGAUGUGUAUUAUAUUCCGGAGAGGAGCUCCCUAGAAGGCGCAAGAAUCAACUGCAUGAAGGAUGGAGGCUUACUAGCAACUGUGGGACAUCUGUACUCUGCUUGGAGGAAUGGUUUGGACCAAUGUGACCCAGGGUGGCUAGCAGACAACAGUGUGCGUUACCCAAUUAGGAACCCAAGAAGAAAUUGUGGUGGCCAGGAACCAGGCGUAAGGACUCUGUAUCAAUACCCAAACCGGACAGGAUUCCCAAAUCCCACAAGAAAGUUUGGAGCUUAUUGUUACAAAGUUCUUAAAGAAGCAACCCCCACCCCGAUGUGGAAUGAACAGCAACGACCAGACUUCAUGCCACAGGAGGACCUUGGGCAGAUAAAGCCAGAACUUCAAAGUCAAGAGACUGGACAGGAAAUACAAUUGGAAUUUAAUAAUGCUUUGCCUGCCAAUGACAGUCUAAAAUCUGCUACAAGACAUGGGUUAUUUCAGAUGGAGAGCGGUGAUCCAGUAACACCCAGGGGCUCAGAGGUAAUUGAAAAGGAGAUCAGUGCCUUAUCUUCAAAGCUGCUUCCGCCAGCUUCAGCUGAUAAACAACAGACAGUGACCAGUGAACCACUUGGCGGGAGUUAUCUCCAUAAUGUUCAACUGGAGACAUCAGCCGUUACAGAAAUGUAUAUGUUGAAUGGAAUAGUCACACAUAAAAUACAUGAGACCGAGGCGACUACAGCCACAGACAAGGAAAAAGUUAGACAAUCUGCAGUUCCCAAAGCAGAAGAAGAUGAUUGGGUAUUAAAUAUGGUGGAUAGGGAGUCCAAAGUAAGCCACAACACCUGGCAAGAAUUUGCUGAACCAUCAGUUCCAGAUUCUUCAGAAGAAUCUCCAAGUAUCGAAAAAUCAUUAGAAGAACGUACACUGACCAAGCACACAAAUGUUAUCUCUGAGGAGACACAAAACUCAUUGCAGUUUCCUUGGCUUUUCGGAGACAGGGAAUUUCUGACAUCAUCAACAGUUCAACCUGAAACUUAUGAACUUGCUUCUCAUUCGUCUACUAAACUAAUAGACAAUGAAGAGCAAAGAAUGGACAUUAAUUUUGCGUCAAACCAGACUAGUUCAUCAGAGGUAUCUAAUGUGCAUACAAAUCUUGAUCAGCAGAAUUUUCACCAACAUCUCAGCAAACUGAAUUUGGAAACUGAGAGUGAGAAAGAGCUGUUGCCAAACCAUCAUGUGGUAAGCAACAUGCUAGAAUUUGGCAUUGAACAAACCACUGAAGGUCAUCACAGCAGAAUCCAUCUUCUUCAGGGUAGCUUGCCGUCUUUUUCUAAUAAAGUCAAGGGCGAUGAAAGAAGAAAUCAAGGAUUGACUGACCUAGGUUAUCACGCGAAAGAAGACAACUUGACAUCUACUGCUGUCCAUCCUGAUGCUGUUGACAGCGAUGAUGGUAAAUACCAUGGACAGACAUCAGUUUCAGAUAUAUUCGGCAUCAAUCUGUCAAGUACAACAGAUCCCCUGGGUAAUGGUAGGCAAAAGGCUUAUCACCUAGAAGAAUGGGGUAGGAAGAGCGAUUACUCAAGUUAUGAAAAAGGUAUACCAUUGACUGUGAGGCCAUCAAGUACAGCAGAUCCAAUAUCAGGGGAUAAUCGAAGUAACAGACUUGUCAUUCAAACAACUAAAAUGUCUGAUAUAAUACAGAGUUGGAGUCACCCAGACAAUCCUGACAGAGAGAAAGGCAAUUCUUAUGAUGAUCAUACCCAGAUUAUAUUGGGAAAACCUCACAAAAACAUAUCUGUGGAUAGGGACAUUGUUGAUGGUAUUUCAGGAGACAUAAAGAUCUGGAAUGAGCACAAACAUACUCAGACAACGGCAUCAGGAUUCCCAUUUACUGCUAACUCAACCUUGGGUAGUCAGGUUUUAGAUGACUUCUUCUUCCCAACCACAGGACUUCCUAACACUGCAGGUUCAUCUGUAGCUAGUGUAAGUGAAACAACAUUGCAUAGACACGAAGAGGAACUGUAUGCAAAUUUUCAAGAAAGGCAAGGCAAAGAGAUAACUUUCUCAGAAAAACUGGCCUCUGCUUUAAAGGAAGAUUUAAAACAGGUAGAAGUAAAAAGUACCUUCCCAAGUGAACUAAAUGUGUUCUCCACAAAUGCUCCAUUUUUAGAUUAUGACCACUCACUGCAAAAGAGGAAAGUGGAGACUAUGUCUAGGGAAGCUCAGCAUGAGACUCACACCACAAAUACACAGAAUGCACAAAAAUUAGAGGAUUCUACAGCAGAUGACAAUUUUCCAUCAUUGCCCCAUCUACCAAGAACAGAAGGGCCAGCUACUACAGAUGCCCCUCAUUUGCAUAAUUACAGCUUGAUCCCAGACAUGGGAAAACAUAUUUUCAGUACUCAAAGCUCUAAGGAUGUGGCUGAGAUGUCUUAUAGUGCACACAAUCAGUUGUCUGCACAACUCAACUGGAAGGAAGAUUCCAAUCAUUUAACUCAAAUGUAUGAAACAGCUACUGAGGCUUUUCUCAUGGCACGUGAAGAGGGUGAGGCAGUUGAUGAGGGAUGGACCACUGCUACAAAGCAGAUUUUUAAGGAUGUUCUAGAAAAUGGUGACUCUACAGCAACAGUACUUAAGGGUUCACCCUUAACUAGAGAACAUACAAAAGUUGACGGUGCUCAUGGAACAUCAGUGUCUCCUUACACCUUUAGCCAUGUCAGUGUAACUGUUCAAAGUGAUUUAAAUGGAUUGCUUGAAAGUCCUAAGAAUGAAAAAGGAAGCUUGAAAAAUCUAGCAGUCACAACAAAGUCAACAGACUUAUUACAAAAACUUAGUGAACUUAAAGUCCACAUGAGUUCUGGAGAAGAACAGGAGCUUGAUGUCCAGGGUCCCUCUGUAUUCCCUCCUUAUAAGCUCAAUGCCCACUCUGAUAGAUCCAGGCAGAUGCUAUUGACUUCCAAAGGAGACCCCGAGGGAUCUGAGACAGAAGAGACAUGGUCUGAGGACAAAGAAGUGGAAGACGACUUGGGAAGUACAGGAGAAGGGGAAAGUGCCCAGUGGUUGGUGGAAGAUCAUACAAGUACACAAGGGGAGCCUCAACCAUGCUCACACAACCCUUGCUUGCACAUGGGGACCUGUCAGUCCAAUGGGAGCACCUACAGCUGCCAUUGCCACCGAGGUUACACUGGGGAGAACUGUGAAAUAGAUAUUGAUGAAUGUCUCUCAAAUCCUUGUCAGAAUGGUGGGACCUGCAUUGACGAAAUCAACUCCUUCCUGUGUUUGUGUUUACCAAGCUAUGGAGGAAGCACAUGUGGGAAAGACACUGAGGGCUGUGACCACAACUGGCAUAAGUUCCAGGGUUCGUGCUAUCGGUACUUCCCUCAGCGACGUCCUUGGGAAGAGGCAGAGAGAGACUGUCGCCGGCGGGCCGGUCACUUAACCAGCAUUCAUUCAGAAGAUGAACAGAAAUUCAUUAACAGUUUUGGCCGAGAGAACACAUGGAUUGGUCUGAAUGACAGGACAGUGGAACAGGAUUUCCAGUGGACAGAUAAUACAGCACUGCAAUAUGACAGCUGGCAGAAGAACCAGCCGGAUAAUUUCUUUGCUGGAGGAGAAGACUGCGUGGUCAUGGUUUCCCAUGAAGAGGGCAAGUGGAAUGAUGUUCCCUGUAAUUACAACUUACCUUAUAUCUGUAAGAAAGGAACAGUCCUUUGUAGUUCUCCUCCUGUGGUGAGAGAUGCUUAUCUUAUUGGCAAGAAACGAGAGAAAUACAGCAUCCAUUCCACUGUACGCUAUCAGUGCCAGGAAGGAUUCAUACAGAGGCACAUCCCAACCAUCAGGUGUCACCGCAACGGGGGGUGGGACAGACCAAGGAUCCUUUGUGUUAAACCUAAAAAAAAUCAUAGGGCACGAAGACACCACCACCAACACUGGCAUCAUCCACACAAGCAACAUCACCACCACAACCACCACAACCAUCACCACCAUCACAAUCAUCAUCACCAGCACAAAUCCCACCGUGAAAGGAGGAAAGAAAACAGACACCCACACCAGAAAGUUAAGGACGCCUACUAUUAAUUCAGCUCUCCAGUUUCAUAACCCCUGUGUGUCCACUUCCGGCUGACAAACCAGGCUAUUUUUAUGGAAGCAUCCACUGCUUUGAACAACACUCAACCAUGAUGCAGAAGAAGACUUAUCAAUGCCCAGGUUCACUUAAAAAUAAGGUUUCCUGAGAUUCAUUAGAUUCUUUUGGCUAAUAAAUGGCUACGGAUUUAUUACAAAAUAUUUUUUUUAACUUAAUUUGGUGGUGAUCUUGUAUGUUUUGGCUCCAUGUAGCCAGAAGACUACUCUGAAACACAGAAUCGUGAUUCAUAAGAUGUGUCCAUGUAAUCCAGAUCUGUUUUAUUAGGGACUUCUAUUAAGGACAUGGUAAUUUAAAUGCAUUAUGUGAACUCACGGUAUCAAAUGGCUCUAUUUUUAAGGGGCCAUGGAAACAUAUUUUGUAUUGGUCUUUUUUGUGGGAGAAUAACACCUGGAAACUGAAUUCCGACUUCGCAUGAAGAUUGUUCAGUAGAGGUUAACAAAAGAUCACUAGUAGUAUUAUUUUAAUCAGUCUGUCUUGGAUUGUGGAUAAUGGAAAAAUGGUUGUCAUAUUUAUAAUCAGGUGUCCCAGCACAAAUUAAAUCAAUGACCCAACAUAUUUAAAAAAAAAAAUGGGUUUAAUCUACUUGUGGGAAACACAAGAAGUGCACAAAUAAAUAGUUUUCCAAAUUAUUUAAGAUGCUUUUAAAGUUAUCAAGUAUUCACCCCUGGUGACACUAAAUGUAAGAUGGUGCCGGAGGUGUUUGUUUUCCUGGUACAGAGAUCCCAGCUAAAUAUGUAUUCAUUUUUAGAUUGCUGUUCCCUUUGCAAGUGUCAGCAUUAGAGGACCAUUGUGCACUUGGAUUUGCUCCACGUUAAAUGAGCAUGUGGUCAUAUGAGUUUAUUAGAAGGAGGGCAUGCAGUGGAGCAAUGCGGGAUGUGUCUCUGAAGUUAAAGAAGCAGUAAAGCAAAAAUGCAUAUUGAUCACUCAGUGACAUGUCCAGUUGUGUCUUAAAAAAUGGCAUCGCCAAACUUCUCAGAAAUAUAUGAUGCUGUUUAUUAGUUUGCUCAUGCACCACAGAAUCUGGACUUUAGUAAGACCAGUUGAAGAAGAAAUGUCCAAUUUCAAGUAAGAACAGCUGUAUUUUGGCGUGAUGGGGUGCUAUUUUACAGAAAAGAUCUAUUGUUAAUGAGCGAUGCUGUUUUCAUGUAAAAUCUAGUUGUAUUUUGUCUCUAGUAUCUUAAUUGAACUCUGUGAUAGACCACAGAUGGCACAUACUCGAUCCUUUAACCAAUGGAAAAUAUCCAGGAAGGUUUAUUGGGUGGAGCAAGGUGAGGGGAAAAUGCAAAUGGGAGGGGAGGGGAAGGGAGGGAUGCACCUCUGUUUUGGGUUUCUUCAUGUUUGCUUAAAGAUAUGUACUGUGGUUCUGUGGUAGGAUGUUUUAACCCUUUAUUCUUCCCAUCCUUUUUGCUAAUAUUUUAAUAUGUGAGAGUGAGUGUGUAUCAAAAUAUGUGUGCGAGUUUCUUGGAACACCCUGGUUACCCCUUCAUUAGUAAAAGCUUGGAUUGCACCUUUUGGGAACACUGUCCUUAUUAUUUAAUAUAAUCUUUAUGUUUUGAUAUAUCAUCUCUUUAUUUUUAAAUUCAUGUGUAUUGAAAUUUUUUAUGUAUGUUUGGUCAGAUAAAAUGCAAUGUACAAUUGCAAAAUAGUGAGCAUUGGGUCAGAUAACUGACAAUUUGACUGAAGAUGCCUAAAGAUGGCUGUCAUAAAGAAGGAGAGGGAAAUAGGUUGGUAAAUAAUCUCUAUAAAAACAUCAAUAUAAAUGAAUUAAAGAAAUAUUAAUGAGAGGCUAUAACAUGAAGACUAUAUUAAGAUAUUAGCAAUGGAUGACAGUAUUCCUUUAAAGGCUCACCUUAUAAUUAAUAAUUUUUGGUAAUAAUUUUGGGUACAUACUUGAAACAUGGGUCAUAAUGAGCUUAUCUACAGUAGACGUUUCCUGUCUCUAGAGAUCCCUGGUCACAAUCCACAAAUGUAUCAAUGGAAGUGGUAACAUUGUGCUCUUGUGUUCCGUCUAUCGAUACCUGUGCCGUUCCUGGCAAUCACAAUGCAUUUGCAUGAGGUCAAGCUGAUGUAGGCCAUGCUCCAUGUACUCCGCACAAUAGCUAUAAAGUGAAGAUUUGAAGAGAUUUCCAGGGAAACUCAGCCAGUCCUAAUUGUAAAACACUGAUACUCCAGCAAAGGUACAGGUAGACAUAGAUACUAGAAGCAUUAGAAGAACUGACUGCAGUAUUUAAUUGUUGUGUUAUAAUCUAUAGAAAAUGUUUAGUGAAAGGCUAGGGGAGAAAUGUAAGAAAAAUUAGUAGUUUGGAAUAGGAGAUAAUUAUUAGAGUUCUAGAAACAGAGAGGAAAGAUACUGUAUUAACUUGAAUCUAAUGCGCCACCGAAUCUAAUGCGCACCUCAAUUUUUAAACCUGGAAGUUGAAAAAUGUUUUUACUGGCGC